CGUAACACAUAAUAAAAAUUGAAACGGAGGGUGUACUAUGUAUUACAAAAAAUACCAAAUAUUUUUUUAUGGGAGGAAACUCAGGAAAGGAGCACAAUUAUAUUUGAGGACAUUUGACCCAAUAACAGAUACCGGCCCAAUUAAAAUCCUCAGAACAUAUUCCCUCCCCCAUCUAAAUUUUUCGCUCAGCCCUUAAACCUCUCCUCUCCGCCGGCGUUCCCUCCCCUCUCCGCCGUUCUCUCAACUUUGAGUUCCAUUUACAGCCACCGCUUCUUCAUCUUAAAACCUUAUCUCGGAUCUCUUCUUUGAAGCAGCUGCAGAUUUGAGUAGGUUUCAAAAAUGAGGCCAUUGGAUGAGAAUGAGACCACCCAAGUGUUUGAAAAGCUCUAUAAAUUUGUGGGCAACAAUCUGAAGAACAUUGUGGAAAGCCCGUCUCACGAGGGUCCUGACCAGGCUCCAGGUCGGUACUGUUUCCGCCUUCAAAAGAAUCGAGUCUACUACGUGUCGGAGUCCAUUGUCAAGCGCGCCAUCAGCAUAAAGAAAGACAACCUCAUCUCUUUGGGGACCCAAAUUGGUAAAUUCACCAAAGGAGACAAGUUCCACCUCACCAUCCAGUCCCUCACCUUGCUGGCUGCACACGCCAAACACAAAGUGUGGCUGAAGCCCACGUCCGAGAUGAGCUUUCUGUACGGGAACAACGUGUUGAAAGGUGGGGUAGGUAGGAUAACAGAGAAUGUGGAGGUGAACGACGGGGUUGUGGUGUUCUCAAUGUCCGAUUUGCCCCUGGGAUUUGGGAUUGCUGCCAAGAGCACCCAAGAUUGUAAGAAGCUGGACCCUAAUGCUAAUGUGGUGUUGCACCAGGCUGAUAUCGGCGAGUACUUGCGGAUGGAAGAUGAGCUUUGAAACUUUGUGGGUUAGUCUUGCUUGUUUGGGGAUUCAAUUUUAUAUGCAUUAUUCCAGCUGGGAAAUGAUAUUUAUGGCCAUUAUAAGUGCUCUGUGCUGUGCUUGGUUGUUCUGUUUUUGGAGACUUUCUGUUUUUUGCAUUGGCGUUCCUUUUUUGGAGAGUAGAAUUGAUGUACUCCGUAGUACUUUUUUCCUGAUUAAAAUGCAUUAUGCCUGGUUGAGUUCACUUACCUUAUCAAUGAAAAAAAUGGUUUGUCAUAAAAAUGUGUAAUUUUG
Messenger RNA from Cuscuta campestris, 1179 nucleotides. The record is from the annotation of a GenBank genome assembly. NCBI's taxonomy places the organism in Eukaryota, Viridiplantae, Streptophyta, Magnoliopsida, Solanales, Convolvulaceae.